AACACCUUUGGCUCUGAAACAUUAUCUGAAAGUCCAUGAAAAUCAGGCAAGGCUUGCUCAUCGCUUUUCAGCUGACACUGCUUGGAGUGCAUCGCAAAAGAGAGCCCAUCGACAGGUUUUAUAGGCCCUACUUUGACAGUCAGAGGAUCAUCAGAGAAUAUGGUGUCCAGGGAAUUAUGGAGCCUUCUGAUCCUGUGGAGCAUGUUCACUCUGCUUUUGAUCGCCACCUACUGGAACGCUAUGGGAACAGCCACCUUGGCCACACUGUACAGCGCCACAUCUGGCACCCGUGCCGGAGAGCAGCUAGAGGGAGGUCCCCAGAAGACCCAGCCAGCAGACGAAGUGGCUUCCUUCCUGUCAGUCAGCGAUGCCUUUGUCAACCAGUUCCUGGACGACAUAAAGGACCCUACGGAGCAGCUUAGUGAGCAGCACCUGUCUGGGAACGCUCAGCACCAGCCCAACUCAUCUAAGUCAGACAAAGUUCUUCUCAGACGUGAGUGGAAAAUUCACUUGAGCCCUAUUUCACAGAAGCUCAAACAAAGGCAAAAGGAGCGUAAAGAGAGGUUGCGUAGCAUCUGCAGUGCCAACAGCACGUUUACGUUCCCCGGCAAGAAUCGGAAGUUUGACGACAUUCCCGUAAAUGAAUUGGAAAACUUCAUUGUGGACGACCGUCACGAGAUCAUCUACUGCUUUGUGCCAAAGGUGGCCUGCACCAACUGGAAGAGAAUGAUGGCUGUGUUGAGUGAGAGACGGGUUGGUGGUGUGGUUUACCAUGACCCCUUGAAUAUUCCCCACAACACGAUCCACAAAUACAGCCUGCAACUCACCUUUGACAAGUUCAAGAAGCGCUACGGCAGUUUCUCACAGGACAUGAUGAAGACCAAGCUGCAGAAGUACACCAAGUUCCUGUUUGUCAGAGACCCCUUCGUCAGGCUCAUCUCCGCCUUCCGGAACAAGUUUGAGGAGAGAAAUGACGUGUUCUACAAAACGUACGCCAGAGACAUGCUUAAAAAAUACGGAAAGUACCCCAAUCCUCCAGCUUCAUAUCCAGAAUCCUUGGUGUCUGGUAUUAGGCCUAAAUUCUCUCACUUCAUCCAGUACCUCCUGGACCCCAACACAGAGAGGAGGCAUCCUUAUGACAUUCACUGGAGACAGGUACACCGCAUGUGCCACCCGUGCCAGAUAAACUAUGACUUUGUGGGCAAUCUGGAGACACUGGACGAGGAUACUGAGCACCUGCUGCGGAUUCUGCGUGUGGACAAUGUGGUCAAUUUCCCUGUGAGUGGUCGAAACCAAACCAAAAACAGCUGGGAGCAAGAGUAUUUCAACAAAAUUCCUUACGAGUGGCGGAGACAACUCUACAAACUGUACGAAGUUGACUUCAGACUUUUUGGAUAUGACAAACCUGAGGGACUUCUAUGAUAAAGAUAGAAAGAGUGUUGCAUAAAUAAAUUAAUGAAAACUACCUCUACUACAACACUGAGAAGAAGAAUUAUAAUAAUAAUAAUAAUAAUAAUAAUUACAGACUGUCUGACUGUCUGCCAUCUGCAAUAUUAGGCAAAAAAACCUACAAAUCAGAUCUAUAUUGAAACUUCAGAAAAGAUAGGUGUGGUAUUGGUGUGUAUUAUUUUUGAAGUUGAAUAGUGUAUACUACAAUAUAUACCCACUUUUUAUCAUAAUACAAACAUGCAUGGGGGUGGUUCGUCUUUACAAAGUUUGAACAUCUAAAAAGAUUAAUUGAAUCAUUGUAUGGUGACCUGAGAAGAUGAGUGGAUGGUAGCCCCUUAAUGCACGCCGUACCUCCUGUGGCACGCUGUAAUAGACAUUGAAAGUUAACUGCUAUAGUACUACACUACUUUGACAGUGCACAGGGCCUUUAGUAAUACAUUACAACUUGGUCAUUGCCAUUCUGGUAACAGCUAAUUUACAAUGCCGUGUCUUAAGGGCUACGUAAACAACAAACACAGACAGCCCUUGAGAUAAAAGGGGGAUGAUCGCAAAUAUGUGGGACAGGCAUCGGUGUUCAGACUAUUGCAUGUGGCUGGGGAAAAAAAACUGUAUAAAUGGGGCAUCUGUUUUCUGGAUGGAAUUCCUUGUGAUUUUUUACAUCAAGCUCCUUGUUUGAAUUUGAAUAAAAAUCAGCAGUACAUACACCUGA
Molecule: messenger RNA, 2158 nt
Organism: Engraulis encrasicolus (European anchovy)
Lineage: Eukaryota; Metazoa; Chordata; Actinopteri; Clupeiformes; Engraulidae
Product: carbohydrate sulfotransferase 12-like
Exons: 2
Coding region: 160-1422 (420 amino acids)
Biological process (GO): proteoglycan biosynthetic process; carbohydrate biosynthetic process
Cellular component (GO): membrane
Molecular function (GO): sulfotransferase activity
Source: RefSeq, a predicted model, not a curated record